CAAGAGCCACAAAGAGAGAGACAUACACUUCAAGAGAGAAAGUAACAAAUGCCAGUAGAGAGAAGAGACCAAACGUUCUCCAUCAUUUCCUCUCGGUCUAUGACAUCAUAGUUACGACAGAUGAAUCAUUUUGGGAGUUGACGGCUUCCAUGAGCAAGAGGAUAUUACUAUGUUCACAUACUUCACCCUCUCUAAUCUAGUAAAUAUCAGUGCAUACACAUGUCUGUUUUGUCAUUAUAUCUCUAUCAUACAGGACAUCAUCAUCUAUGUAUUUAUGUUACCUUAGAAUGAAAGAUUGAAACAAGUCCUGCUGAAAUUGAAACAAGUCCUGCUGAGAUUGAGGCUGUUAAUAUGGACACCGUUGUACAUAUAGACUAGCUAGUUCCAAUACUUACUCAGUCCUCUUCAUCCUUUAUGGGACAUAAGGCAGCAAUAAUUUUCUGCCACUGGAAUAUGUCUUUGGCCACAGCUUGUGUAGUAGUUCCAAUGGGCUAUAUGUAUUGCUGCAAAAUCAUGACACAUGUAGAUCAUGUAUAGAACAUGGAUCUUUUGACUCAUGUGUUUCUUUUCCUCCCUCAAUCCCCCAAAGGUCAAAAGUGUGUGUUUUGGCAGGGUUAAGUGGUAUGCAUAGCAAAGGCACGACCACCAAUGACUAAUACAGAUGUUGGAUCAAUAAUCAGAAAUGUGUCUCUCUUCUCCUCUUUAGUCCCCCAAAGUACACAGCUACCCCACGAUGGACACCGUCCCCCUCCUGCUAAGCAAAGUCAAACCUGAACCUCCUGAGGACCUGCUCUCCCAUGAUCCCCACUUCCAGACACAGACCGAGCCUGUUGACCUGUCAAUCAACAAGCCCCGCCCCUCACCCCCGUCCUUCACCUCCACCGCUUCUCCUGUCACUUCGGCUUUCUCUCCGCCCUCCAUUUCUUCUUCAUCAUUGUCAUUCUCCUCUCUGUCUGUCAUCACCUCCGCCUCGUCCGUGCUCACACCCGGGCCCCUGGUAGCCCCUGGAGCUGCUGUCCGGGGUCAUCAUCAUCAACAGCAGUUUUUGCACAUCAUGCACCCCGUGCCGCCGCCACGCUCCAGCCCCCUGAACCUUGGAGGGGUACAGGGCAGAGGAGGAGUAGGGGGUAAGAUGGGGGGCCACCAAGUGCAUCGUAUCCCUGUGGUGGUGCAGUCGCUGCCCCUCAUGCACACCAAGGCCGUGCGCUCCCCCUCCAGCCUCCACAACAAUGCCAUCAUGCUACCUCUGCUGGACGACCACAAGAGCCACCAUUGCAAAGCACGCACUGACCACAACGGCUUGUCGCCACGGCACAUCAAGAGUGACAGUGACGAUGACGACCUGCCCAAUGUCACACUGGACAGCGUUAACGAGACCGGAUCUACUGCUCUGUCUAUAGCACGGGCCGUACAGAAUUCCAUGUCACCAUUCAGUAUUGAGAGCAUACGCCGCCCCCGGAGGUCAGAGUCGCCCGACUCCAAGAAGAGACGCAUCCACAGGUGUGACUUUGAGGGCUGCAAUAAGGUCUACACCAAGAGCUCCCAUCUAAAAGCACACCGGAGGACGCACACUGGUGAGAAGCCAUACAAAUGCACCUGGGAUGGCUGCACGUGGAAGUUUGCCCGCUCUGACGAGCUGACACGCCACUACCGUAAACACACAGGUGUCAAACCCUUCAAGUGUGCGGACUGUGACCGCAGCUUCUCGCGCUCAGACCACCUGGCCCUGCACCGACGGAGACACAUGCUAGUAUGAUACAGUUGCAGGGUGAUGAUGUCAUCAGAAGGAGCAUAUACACACACUUACACACACACAUCGCCGCCAGGGGAGCAGUGUCUCUCCCUCAAUGUGAUUCAGCUGGACUGGACACACACCGCCGUCUGUCUGCGAGGCGGUGGGAAGAGCGGAAUAAAAUGCACAGAAAGGCGUCUGUCUGUCCACAGAGAAAAAAAACAGGGUCAGUUCUGGAUCCUCAGUGACUGAGGAGGGUCGGAACUGGAAAAUGCUCUUUUAUUAUCAUUUUUGAAUUUUGAGUUUUAACGUAAACCUGUCUUUAUUCCCAGCACUGUUCUUAGAUGGUUUCACUUUGGAGUUUUUCUCGGAAGGAGUUAUGCUCUUCUUCGUUCAUUUGGACGGGAAUCGUAAUUGCAACCGUUCUUCUUGGUGUUUUGUUUUGAUUAUAUUGUUCAAAAUGGCUGCUUUUCUCGCGUCUAUAAUGUGAAAGAACUCGGAGGAUUUGAUGGCUGGAUGAAUGGAUGGAAGGGCUGUGUGCAUGUGUGUUUUUGAAGUAUAGGGCAAACCUUGGCCAAUUGAAUAAACAGACACAGAUUCUGGUUCGUCCAUGGAGAGUAUUGUUUCCCAGUUCCUUCCAUACAGCAGCUCCCUGCCUCGCUGUGCUUCAGGACAACCGGCAGCAGAGGGCGCCAUCCACUCAUUGAUUGUACCCAUAAAAACUGGUUUGAGUGUUCUAGAGUCAGCAUUCUAGAAUGAGUUCUAGUACCAGUGUUCUAGAUUCAGAAGCAUCAGAAGCAUCCCAGUGGGCCAGUGAUAUAGAAACUGUAAGGGGCGGAGUUAACUCCAACCCAAUGUCAGCAAACCAGCAACUGAGAUUAAAGAGUACAGUAUAUCCACAAACAGAGAGCAUCAGCAACCUCACUUCUCGUUCACAUCCACGCAUAUUGCAAUACAUACAGGUUUAGUAUACAUGUUUGUUGUUUUUGGUAUUUGUUAUUUUUUUUCUUCCAAUGGUUCUUCUUAGCACACGACUUAACCACAUUGCUGUUCAUCACCUUAAGCUUCUUUGAAACUUUUUAUUUAAAAAAAAAACUUUAUUUGUGCAUUUUGUGCUCUGAUUAGCAAUCAGUAAAGUGCAAUCUCAUUGGGUAAAUAUAGUUUCAAUAUCGAGACUUUUAUUGUUUCUUGUUCAUUAUAUCUUGCUGUGUAUGCCUGCUUUGAUCCAUUUCACAAAUAAAGAUCAAUCCACACCCCAAUGUACAAUGAACUUUAAAACAAAUCAAAUUAACAUAUCUGGUAUGUGAAAACGACUUUGAAGCACCUUACAGAUUCACACCUUAUAUGAUGAUUCCAUAAUGUUCAAGGAUUUUGUUUUGUAUCCCUGCUCUUUACAGUGAAAGGGAUUGGCAUUGUGAUAAUUUGUGUGUUAGUAGUCUAGAGCUAACACAUCUUGGGUUUAGUUAAUAAUAAUAUAAUAUAUGCCAUUUAGCAGACGCUUUUAUCCAAAGCAACUUACAGUCAUGAGUGCAUACAUUUAGAUCAGAGGGCUAACCCACUCGGUUACUUGAGUUCAAUAGAAGAGCAAUACAUUCAGAGGAGGGAAAUGUUCUUGUACCCUUGGUCUCGUUGCUGACGUCAUACACAAAUAAGUCCUCAAUCACAGACAGAUUUCUACCAGUGCCACUUCUUCGUUUCUACUCUAUACUACACAUUUCUAUAUUUCUACAGCACAAUGUUCUAGGCAAGCUCACUUAUUUUGGUUACCCCCUCCCUUUAAACUGUGUGGAAAAUGUCACAUUAAUGAUGGGUGGUUGAGGAGGAACAGGUUUUUCUAAAUGUAUCUAUGACAGACCUACACUCUUAGAAGAAAGUGUUAUCUAGAAUCUAAAAUGGUUCUUCGGCUGUCCCCAUAGGAGAACCCUUUGA
Molecule: messenger RNA, 3661 nt
Organism: Coregonus clupeaformis (lake whitefish)
Lineage: Eukaryota; Metazoa; Chordata; Actinopteri; Salmoniformes; Salmonidae
Product: Krueppel-like factor 12
Exons: 4
Coding region: 734-1756 (340 amino acids)
Biological process (GO): regulation of transcription by RNA polymerase II
Molecular function (GO): DNA-binding transcription factor activity, RNA polymerase II-specific; RNA polymerase II cis-regulatory region sequence-specific DNA binding
Source: RefSeq, a predicted model, not a curated record